UAACACUGAGCAAAUCAUAAUAAUAUAAUCAAUAGCGGGGGAGUAUAGUACAUGUAGAUCCCGAUCCCAGGCACGAUGAGUAUCGACGACGUGAUCUACGUGAUCUGCCUGCUGGCCUGCAUCGGAGCUGGGGGCUAUGUGAAGAAGAUCUCGGACGAGGGCCAGCGCAAGCUGGUGUCCACCGCGCUGGGCGUGAUUGUGGUGGUGAUUGUCUCGGGACUCCACAGCCUGCACUGCUUCGCUUCCCUGGCCCUGGGCACAGCCGCCGUGCUCCUGGUACAUCCGAGCAAGGGACACCUGGUCACCUUUGUGGUCAUGUUUGGCUACCUGGUGUUCUUCCGCCUGUUCGACUUCUACCUGGGCAUUCCCGGCCACACCAACAUGAUUCAAAUGAUACUCACCCUGAAGGUUUCGGGUAUUGCCUUCGAGAAGACCGCCGCCUGGAAGCGCCUGCAGGCCCGGGACGAGCAGAAGAAGAACGACCAGCGGGAUGUGAACCAGGAGAGUCUCGUCGAGAUUACCGACUACGAUGAGGAGUUGCAGACCCUAAGUGCCGCCGAAAUCCUGCACUACAGCUUCAACUAUAUCGGAGUUCUAACAGGUCCCUAUUAUCGGUAUCGCACAUACAGAGACUACUUUGAGAUGCCCUUCAAGACCCAUGCACCAAGUGUGGAAGCCACCCUGGAGAAGCUCAAGUAUGCAGUCUUCUACUGCGCCCUUUACCUGGCAACAAACUACCUCUGGCCACUGGAUUAUGCGCUGACUGACGAGUUCUUCAACGAUCGCUCCUUUGUCUACCGCCUGCUGUACGUGUGGCCCACGUUCUUCACCUUCCGUGCUCGCAUCUACACCGGCCUGACCCUGAGCGAAUGCGUCUGCACGAUGGCCGGCUUCGGAGCCUAUCCGGAUGAGUCGGAUCCCAAUAAUGGCGAGGGGCCGCGGAAACGCUACCAGCACCUAAAGCGCGACGCUGAGAAGCACUCGUACAACUUCACAACGAUUGUGAACACCAGAGUGCUGGAGGUGGAGCGAUGCUGGACCUUCCGCGAGGGCAUGAAGCACUGGAACGUCUGUGUCCAGUACUGGUUGGCUGUCAAUGUGUACAAACUCUUCCCCAGCAAGAAGUACAGGACUGGCGCCACCUUGCUGUGCUCCGCCUACUGGCACGGAUUCCGGCCGGGUCACUACUUCUGCAUCAUGGGCGCUCCCUUCUACGUUGCCUUGGAGGACAUGUGGGAUAAGCUGGUGCGCAAGAGUGCCACUGGCACUAGUCGCCGUGUAAUCGACGUUAUAUUCUGGAUCUUCAAGUGGUUCGCCUUUAGUUACUUGGGCGAGGCCUUCCUGCUCUCCUCGUUCGGCAGAAUCUGGCGGUUCUAUGGCUCGGUUUAUCACAUUGGCUACAUAAGCUGGGCAGCGAUGAUUGCGUUGGGACUGUACCUGAGCAGCCAGAAAAAGGCUGCCGAACGCAGAAAGAAUCGUGCGGCGGAGAAGGCAGCUGGCGGAGAUGGAAUCGCUGCCGCAGUGGAGAAGGAGAAGGCGCAGUAAGC
Molecule: messenger RNA, 1547 nt
Organism: Drosophila takahashii
Lineage: Eukaryota; Metazoa; Arthropoda; Insecta; Diptera; Drosophilidae
Gene: frj
Product: membrane bound O-acyltransferase domain containing farjavit
Biological process (GO): phosphatidylinositol biosynthetic process; lipid modification
Cellular component (GO): mitochondria-associated endoplasmic reticulum membrane contact site; membrane
Molecular function (GO): lysophospholipid acyltransferase activity
Source: RefSeq, a predicted model, not a curated record